UACGCCUUUGGUUGCCUAGAAGAGAUCGCUAGUGAUAAGGCCGAUAUCGUUCGGCAAAAUUGGACUGCAUUCGGCACGCUGCCACUGCCUAAGAACAAAUAAUAAUUGCAAUUAUUAGCACUAAAAAAAGUUGCUAUUUUGGUUUUAAGCUUCUGAUCUGUGACUAAGUGUAGUAUUUAAUCUGUGGGUUUUUACGUUCAUUUGAGUAUACUUGAUCUGAGGUUUCUGUCGACGGUUUUCUAACAUUGCUAAUUUAAUCUUUUAACUAUUCAUACCUUUUUUUGAAUUAAAACAUAAAUGGAAUUAGCACGUAAAAGUGGUUUUGUGUUUUGCAAGCGAAGAAUUAAAAGCUAUUACGGUGCGUUUACAUAUUGUUCCGAGGCGGCGGGCUGGGAGCGGCGCGUGGUGUCGGGGCUGCAGCCCACGGGCGCGCUGCACGUCGGGAACUACUUCGGCGCCGUGCGGCGCUGCGUGCGCCUGCAGCAGGCCGGCGAUGACCUCACGCUGUUUAUAGCAGACCUGCACGCGCACACCGUCCCGCAGGAUCCUGAGCUGUUGCGCCGGCGCAGCUUGGAGGCGGCGGCCUUCCUGCUGGCCAGCGGCGUGGACGCGGAGCGCGGCGUGCUGUUCCUGCAGUCGGGCGUGCCGGCGCACGCGCGCCUGUGCUGGCUGCUGGCGUGCCUGGCCACGCAGGCGCGCCUGGCGCACCUGCCGCAGUACCGCGAGCGCGCCGCCGCCGCGCGCGACGUGCCGCUGGGCCUGCUGCUGUACCCCGUGCUGCAGGCGGCCGACGUGCUGGCCUACCGCGCCACGCACGUGCCCGUGGGCGCCGACCAGCUGCAGCACCUGCAGCUCACGGCGCAGCUCGUGCGCACGGCGCACCACCGCUUCGGCCGCCUGUUCCCCACGCCCGCGCCGCUGCUGCCCGAUGACGGAAGCGAUCGCAUUCGUAGUUUGCGCGAUCCCGCAAAGAAGAUGUCGAAGUCAGACACGGAUCCCAAAUCUAGGAUAUUGCUGAGCGACACUGACGAUGAAAUCAGGGUGAAAAUAAAGAAAGCUGUGACAGAUUUUACACCCGAGGUGAGCUUCGAGCCGGCGACGCGGCCCGGCGUGGCCAACCUCGUGACGCUGCACUGCCUGGCCGCCGACAAGCUGCCCGAGGAGGCCACGGAGGAGGCGGCGGGGCUCAGCACGGCGCAGUACAAGCGCGUGGUGAGCGACGCGCUGUGCGGCGCGCUGGCGCCCGUGCGCGAGCGCGCGCGGCGCCUGCUGGCGCGGCCCGAGCUACUGCGCGAGCUGCUGCGCCACGGAGCCGCGCGCGCGCGCGCCCGCGCGGACCCCGUGUACGGCGAGGUGGCGGCGCGCCUGGGACUCACGCCCGCCACGCCGGCCAGCGCGCUGCCGGCCGCGCUGCGCCUGCGCUAGAGGCGGUGCUGCGCCA
Messenger RNA from Pararge aegeria (speckled wood butterfly), 1441 nucleotides. It is a transcript of the gene TrpRS-m, whose product is annotated as tryptophan--tRNA ligase, mitochondrial. NCBI's taxonomy places the organism in Eukaryota, Metazoa, Arthropoda, Insecta, Lepidoptera, Nymphalidae. Gene Ontology annotation, molecular function: tryptophan-tRNA ligase activity; ATP binding. The transcript has 5 exons. Gene Ontology annotation, biological process: mitochondrial tryptophanyl-tRNA aminoacylation. Gene Ontology annotation, cellular component: mitochondrial matrix; mitochondrion. The coding region runs from base 298 to 1425 and encodes 375 amino acids. The record is from RefSeq and is a predicted model, not a curated record.